AUGCCGGGCGACCACAUUGUGUAUUUGGCGGGCAGCGAGACUGCCGUCGUCUUGCGUCAAGUGGGUGGGCUGGUGCAGGAAGAAGUUGAGCGCGCUCUGUUGCGGGCACUGCGGCAGCCUGAACACGGGGUGAUCUCUGUAGCAGACCAGAACGGUGAAGAGUUUUGGAGGGUGCCUGAGCAAGGCGACGUAUUGAUCUCGCACUUUGAUGUCGUCGGGGAGGGCUACGUCGACGACUACACGGGCUGGCCUCUGAAAGAUCCGCCCAAGGUUUUGGACAUGCGAGUCUUUGCCUUGCACUGA
Molecule: messenger RNA, 303 nt
Organism: Colletotrichum spaethianum
Lineage: Eukaryota; Fungi; Ascomycota; Sordariomycetes; Glomerellales; Glomerellaceae
Exons: 1
Coding region: 1-303 (100 amino acids)
Source: RefSeq, a predicted model, not a curated record